Messenger RNA from Astrephomene gubernaculifera, 1689 nucleotides. The record is from the annotation of a GenBank genome assembly. NCBI's taxonomy places the organism in Eukaryota, Viridiplantae, Chlorophyta, Chlorophyceae, Chlamydomonadales, Astrephomenaceae.
GUUUUGCGAUUAAUUAUACAUGCAGUAGUACAGUAGACAUACUACAUGCUAGCGGAGUUUGUUCACGAAUGCCUUUAACCAGCAGAGCCAUCAGGAACAGCCAAGAUGCAACCUCCUGCACCAAGUAGUAGCUCUUGGCCAUUUGGAAACCAAACUACUUCACAGGCCAGCGGCGUGCCACAGCUUACGGUUCCCGCGCUUCCAUCCCAGCAGUAUGGCCCCCAGCAAGUCCCUCAGAAGACCUUGAGCUCCUCAGCACCUGUGCAACGUGGAGAUCGCGAUUGCACGUUACGCCACGUUUCCGCGGAUCCGUACUUUACAGCCCAGGGUCCCAUAUCGUCCGAUGAGUACCAUUGGGCUGUCGUCUCUCACUUGAAGUCCCUAAAGCCAUCAGACCAACCUAGCGCUUGGGUAACCCGUCCUGUGGCGCCAAUCGCGCCCUCUGUAGUCGAAUCCGGAAGCUCCGCGACAGCUGCGGGCAAUGUCCCCGCAACAUCGGGUUCGGCACCUGCUGCGGUCAGCGCUGGCUCUCCAAGCGGCGAGACCUUGAAGCACCCCGACCCCUUGACCAGUCUUGAAGAACUCCGUUGGCGCGAUUACCAAACCCUGCGGCAACAACAGGGCGGUACUUCUGCUGCGCCAGCCAUCCCUGCACUCCCUGCUAAUCUGCCUCAACAACCUCAACCCGCGGCGCCUCAACUCGCAGCAGCAACAGCGCUUGCAGCAAGCGGCACUUCCGCGCCGCAGACGCCGGUGUUCCCAACGCCCGUCCGCACGUUGUUCCCGCCCACACCACAGCCGGCUGCGGCUGCUGCUGCUGCGGCGGGGGGAGGCCAGGAGGAUGUCAUGGACACCGCGGAGUGUGUUGACGCGGAGAGCCAGUUCAAGUGCAUGUACGCGCAGCCGGCAGCGGCCAUGGCGAGCCCGGAGGAAAUGCGGGUGGUGCAGGUCGAGUCGUACAAGGCAGGGAGACAGGUAGUGCCGUACUGGCUAGUCAGCGGCGCGUAGACUUUCCUCGGGUGCAGCACCAACCCUAGCGGUACGUAGUGAAGCUUCCGCCUUGCUUGGCUGGGUGCAGCAACGCAAGCUUGCCAGCUUGGUUGAUGGGGUCAUCACCCCUCCAGCGAGAGCUAGCUAGGGUAUAGCAGGGAGAUUAUGUAGUAUUGACAUAUGUAGUGAGCAGUGCCGGCGCAGGAUUGAAAGAGGUAGAGUAGCAGUCCGUGCAGAGUCCCAAGGGGUGAGGCGGCUUAGCGGCUUAGGAAGGGUGCUAGGAGGGUAGAAGCUUGCAGGGAGGAACGCGUUGUGCUGGGCGCAUCGUAUUAGGCGGGGCAACCAUGAGUGUUUGUGCGCUAGAUGCUUGCAGGUAACGUCUCCCAUGACAAAAAGGAAGGCUGGAAAAGGAAGAAUGAUGUCACGCAGGUCAGAGGGUUAGAUAGGUGUGUGUCUCGAGCCCUCGAGAAUGGGUGGGUGUAGCUAGGUUGUGGGACCCGGUAGUAUGACAGGCUUGAUAGCAGUAGACGACAUUUCGCAUUACACUGCCGUACCGCCGUGUUUGUGUGUCCCGUCUUAAAUAACAAGACGCACGGCUCAAAGAAGAUAGAGACCGCUCAAGCUUGGGCCGUUCGGCGAGGAGGCUUCAAGAGCUUCUGGAAUGCUUUGUGCACGGAUGUCUAAUAAGCAACAUGCUCC